This is a messenger RNA of Triticum aestivum (bread wheat), 618 nucleotides long. RefSeq names its product protein argonaute MEL1-like. Gene Ontology annotation, molecular function: nucleic acid binding. Lineage: Eukaryota; Viridiplantae; Streptophyta; Magnoliopsida; Poales; Poaceae. The transcript has 5 exons. The coding region runs from base 1 to 618 and encodes 205 amino acids. The record is from RefSeq and is a predicted model, not a curated record.
AUGGACUGGCCUGAAGUUGCGACGUAUAGAUGUGUAAUCUCCGCCCAACAGCCAAAGCAGGAGAUUAUAACAAAACUAUUUCAGGUUACUCAAGAUUCAAAUGGGUGUGUAAAAACUGAUAGCAUGAUAAAGGAGCUUUUGUUGAAUUUCUACCAGAAGAAUCGUCGUAAGCCUGAACGCAUCAUUUUCUACAGAGAUGGAGUAAGCGAAAGCCAGUUCAGCCCAGUUCUGCUUCAUGAAGUAGAUGCUAUCCGAAAGGCAUGUAUCUCUUUGGAUGAGCAUUAUGUUCCACCAAUUACGUUUCUGGUUGUCCAAAAAAGACACCAGACAAGGCUCUUUCCUUUGCCGACCACCAGGAAACCUGAACCCAAAGGAAUCAGGAAACCUGAGCCCAAAGGAAUCCUCCCUGGAUGCUGCUUGAUUGCUUGUAAUUUGAUAAAAGUUCUGGUACUCUCUGGAUCAGUGAUAUUUUCGGUUGGUACAAAAGAAUGUAAACUGUGCAAGGGCAUAGACUUGAGAAUCAAAAAUAUAGAUAUAGAUGUGAAAAUAAAAUCGGCCAACGUAACGGGUGAUCUUUGUCAUGCUGGGUCAGUUCAGCAAUUUUUCCAGCCAAACUAA